AUGCUGGCUUCAGAGAAAGGCAACCACUCGGACAUUGUAGAAUUCAUCCUCUUGGGUUUUGGAAAUUCUGCUCAGCUGCAAUUUAUGCUUUUUUUACUUUUCUUGUUGAUUUAUCUUGUGACAAUAACUGGGAACGUUCUCAUUAUUGUGUUAAUUGUGGCUGCCCCAUGUCUUCACACCCCUAUGUACUUUUUUCUUGGAAAUUUGUCCUGUUUGGAGACAUGCUAUACUUCAAGUAUAUUGCCAAAAAUGUUGACUAGUUUGUUAACAGGAAAGGCAACUAUUACUGUGAGUCAAUGUUUAACCCAAUAUUAUUUCUUUGGCUCUUUUGUAACAGUAGAAACAUAUCUUCUUGCAGCAAUGUCUUAUGACCGCUAUUUGGCUAUAUGUAGACCUUUCCUUUAUGGUUUGAUUAUGAGUAAGAAGCUGUGUGUUUAUCUCAUGGCUGGGUCAUGGCUAAAUGGGUUAGUAGCUAAUGGUAUCAUUUUGCUUCUCCUUAGUCAGUUAUCUUUUUGUGGCCCAAAUAUCAUUGACCAUUACUUUUGUGACUUGAAUCCACUAGAAAAACUAUCCUGUACUGAUACAAGCUUCCUUGAACUCAUUCUCUCUUUCUUUUCCAUCAUUGAUGCUGUAGUUCCAUUUAUUCUGACAUUCACAUCUUACAUAUGCAUCAUCAUUGCCAUCAUAAAAAUAAAAUCCAGCACUGGAAGACAAAAGGCUUUCUCAAACUGUUCCUCUCAUCUCAUGGUGGUUAGUCUUUUUUAUGGCACUAUUAUCAUUGUCUACAUGUUGCCAGAUACCCCCACUCUGAGAUAUCUUAAUAAAUUGUUCUCCAUAUUUUAUACAAUUUUGACUCCAUUGGUUAAUCCCAUCAUUUAUACUUUAAGAAACAAAGAUGUCCACAAAGCUUUAGGAUUGGUUCGAAAGAAAUUGAGAAUUUUUGGAAGAAGUUAUUUCUUUUGUUUAUAG
Thamnophis sirtalis is the source of this 969-nucleotide messenger RNA. Its product is annotated as olfactory receptor 5J3-like. NCBI's taxonomy places the organism in Eukaryota, Metazoa, Chordata, Lepidosauria, Squamata, Natricidae. Gene Ontology annotation, biological process: G protein-coupled receptor signaling pathway. The record is from RefSeq and is a predicted model, not a curated record. Gene Ontology annotation, cellular component: membrane. Gene Ontology annotation, molecular function: G protein-coupled receptor activity; olfactory receptor activity.